Venustampulla echinocandica is the source of this 705-nucleotide messenger RNA. RefSeq lists its product as uncharacterized. Bases 1 to 705 code for a protein of 234 amino acids. Lineage: Eukaryota; Fungi; Ascomycota; Leotiomycetes; Helotiales; Pleuroascaceae. The transcript has 2 exons. The record is from RefSeq and is a predicted model, not a curated record.
AUGGCGCACAAGGAGGCCUAUCUCUUUUGUUCUUCAAAAGGCAUUGCCGACGAACAACUUGCGAAAGCUGAGCAGGAGAGGGGCCGGAAGCGCGAAAGGACGAGCGAGGAGCCCGAGGCUGCGGGGGCAUCGAAGAGGAUCCGAUCUGCAUCCGUCUCUUCCACAAUAUCCGUCUCUACCAUAUCUACAAAUAUGACACGAUCCCAAUCCCCUCGCCGAUCCAAUUCAGGCGGAAAACGCAGGCUUGGAUCACCAAGUCUGUCACAAUCACCAUUUCCCAACGAUUCGAGUCGCCAGGACCGGAGAUUCCCUAGCGUCUCGAGGUCGCCCCCAUCCCAACCUAAGGCUAUGGAUCGAGAAAAGAAACGGAGGCGGAGUUCUUUCUCGUCCGUGGAUUCAAUUUCUUCUGACGAUAGGAGAGACAACAGGCGGGACUCUAGACGGCGGGAUAGUAGCCGCAGCACCCGAAGGAGAUAUCAACAUAUGAGCCCUCCCAUGAGAGGCAGAAGGACCGAGAGCACAAGUCCGAAGAGGGAAGCAAGAAGGAUACCGUCGGACCGGGAUCCUUCGCGAGAGGACUUCGGGAAUGGCGGGGGUUCUCAUCGUAAUGAUUUCAAGGACCACCAACCUCCUGCGAGAGAGAGGAGCUUAAGCCCUUUCAGCAAAAGAUUGGCCCUCACCCAAUCUAUGAAUAUGGGGCGAUGA